AUGGGGACAAUAAGCAAGACAACUUUUAGUCGAGACAUUGCGGAACUUGUUGAGAAAACGGCGAAUUUGGACCUGAAGUACCAGUGGCAGUUUAAUGAUUACAGAAAUGGGCAAUUUUUAUCAAACAGUUCAGUGUUGGAAUUGAAUGGCCAAACGAUUUUACGCACAUUUCAUAUUACUUAUAGUGAAAGCUAUGAAGUUCCCAUACUGUGGUUUAUUUUCAGUCGACAAACCGGUGCUUUAUUAAACAUAGAAGAAAUUUUGGAACUGAUGCCUGCUGAUAAACAGAAGACAAUAUUGUCAAAUUGUUUAACUUCAAUAUCUCAGCGCGAGCAUCCUGUUUUCAAUCUUCUUUUCUAUCAUUUUCAUCCUUGUAGGACAGCAAAUCUCAUGAAGGAAGUACGCUACGACAAUUACGUUAUCAGCUGGUUAUCAAUAUUUGGCUCACUUUUGCAUUUGUUACCGCUACCAAAUGAAAUAUUUAUAAAAAAAUGA
Messenger RNA from Brugia pahangi, 495 nucleotides. The record is from the annotation of a GenBank genome assembly. Lineage: Eukaryota; Metazoa; Nematoda; Chromadorea; Rhabditida; Onchocercidae.